AUGUCUGACAGCCGCAUCACCCGGCUGGAGUCAGACACGAUGCUGCUCUGCUCGGCAGGAGCACAGAGCCCCACCACCCAGAGCGCUGCACAGAUAGAGGGGAAUAUUGUGUUCUUCCCAAACAAUAUUGAUACGAUUCUUAACGUUACUUUAUUCUCAGGUGUCCGGUCCCAGGUGCAGCUGGUGGAGUCCGGAGGGGAUGUGAAAAAGCCCGGAGACUCUCUCCGCCUCUCCUGCAAAGCCUCCGGGUUUACCUUCAGCAGCUACGAUAUGCACUGGGUCCGCCAGGCUCCCGGGAAGGGGCUGGAGUGGGUCUCGGUUAUCAGCAGCAGCGGGGGUACUAUCUACUACUCCGACGCAGUGAAGGGCCGAUUCACCACCUCCAGGGACAACUCCAACAACCUGCUGUAUCUGCAACUGACCGGCCUGAAGCCCGAGGACACCGCCCGCUAUUACUGUGUCCGGUCCCAGGUGCAGCUGGUGGAGUCUGGAGGGGAUGUGAAAAAGCCCGGAGACUCUCUCCGCCUCUCCUGCAAAGCCUCCGGGUUCACCUUCAGCAGCUACUGGAUGACCUGGGUCCGGCAGGCUCCUGGCAAGGGACUAGAAUGGGUCGCUCAAAUACACCCCGGUGGGAGUCCUAUAUACUACCUUGAUUCAGUGAAAGGCCGGUUCACCAUCUCCAGGGAUGAUUCCAAGAGUGAGCUGUAUCUGCAAAUGUCCGGCCUGAAGCCCGAGGACACCGCCCGCUAUUACUGUGCGGGAAACACACACUGA
Messenger RNA from Mauremys mutica (yellowpond turtle), 774 nucleotides. RefSeq lists its product as uncharacterized. Bases 1 to 774 code for a protein of 257 amino acids. Lineage: Eukaryota; Metazoa; Chordata; Testudines; Geoemydidae. Gene Ontology annotation, biological process: B cell receptor signaling pathway; complement activation, classical pathway; defense response to bacterium. Gene Ontology annotation, molecular function: immunoglobulin receptor binding; antigen binding. Gene Ontology annotation, cellular component: immunoglobulin complex, circulating; external side of plasma membrane; blood microparticle. The record is from RefSeq and is a predicted model, not a curated record. The transcript is spliced from 3 exons.